Haemonchus placei is the source of this 294-nucleotide messenger RNA. The record is from the annotation of a GenBank genome assembly. NCBI's taxonomy places the organism in Eukaryota, Metazoa, Nematoda, Chromadorea, Rhabditida, Trichostrongylidae.
AUGGAAAAAUCAAGUUUUAUCUUUAGAGAUUACCUGGAUCGUCUCGAUGCUGGCCUAUACACAUUACAAAACCUUUCUCUUAUUCUGGCCGAUGUUUGUGCGCACACCAGCUCAGCUCGGCAUCGUGCGUCAAAGUUGUUCUCUAUGAAGAUGAAGCAAGAGAAGAUCACGAAAAUUCUGCUUCCGCUUCUGACGGAAUAUCAGGCAAACAUCGGUGAAGGUGGUGAUGAUGAACGCCGCCGGGUGGAUUUGUUGGUUGCGAAGUUAACGAAAGCUGAUCGAGAGAAAGAAUAA